UCCAAGAUUUGGAGCGAAACGUGAGGACAGAGAGAGCACAGACAGAGGAUACCACUGGGGAGAAAUCAACAACACUGAAGAGUGCUGACUUCAAGGCGCAGAAGCUGAAGGGGCUGUUUGUGCACAGGAUAUCAGACACUCAACAUCCCAAAGCAGCCAUGGUGCUCCUACUUAUAUCCAUAAUUGCACUGCAUCUGGUCACCUUGGCCAUGCUCUUCACUGCCACCCUGGAAAAGUCGUGGUGGGUAUGGACUGAUGAAGAAAUCACAGACCUCUGGUAUAACUGCUUCCACGAUAACGCCUCAAACACCUGGUUAUGUGCUGCCACAGACGAAAGCGACUGGCUUCAGUCUGUCCAGGCUCUCAUGGUCCUCUCUGUGGUCUUCUCCUCCAUCUCCUUUCUGGUUUUUCUGGGUCAGCUGUUCACUAUGGCCAAAGAAGGACUCUUCUAUGUCACGGGCCUCUGCCAGGCAUUUGCAGGUUUCACAGCCUUUGCUGCUUGCCUCAUCUUCACCUUCCACAGAAAGGAGAUCUUAAACGACACCAGAGACCUGAGCAAGGGACGCUUUGGCUACUGCUUCAUCCUAGCAUGGCUUUGUGUCCCUCUCCUCCUGGUCAGUGCGAUUCUGUACGUCCAUCUGCGCAAGAGACAGUGAGCAGAGAAGCUGAAAGAGGGAGACAGGGUUUCUUAAUAUUAGUAUGGUAGCCAUUUUCCUCUGAUGUGAAGCCUUUCUUUGCACCUUUGAAGCCAAAAUGCUGUUUAACUGUCAUACAUCCUUUUCUAGGUUCAAGCUGUUUAAAAAAUUCAUUAAACCAUCACUAUUUCAUCACCUCUUUAACAUUACAGCAACUGAAAAGUCAACAAAAAUUGAAAAAAUUAAGGUAUUGUCUUCUUGCCUAAAUUGUUUGGCUAGGAUGUGGCUUUAAGCUAACACUGGAAAGUCCUUAGACCAGGGGUUUCAAACUCAAUCACAGAAGGGGCUGGUGUUCUGUCAGAUUUUGCUUCCUUGUCAGAUAUUGCUACUUCUGCUUUUUCCGGUAGCUGCGUCUAUUGAUUUUUGCUGCCUUGUCAAAUUUUGCUCCCAUUACUCAAUGCAUUAAUAUAAAGCCAAUAAUCACCUCACUACUGAAUUAAGACUUCUGAAUUAAGGUCUUACCUGAGGGCCUAACAGGGUCCACAUUUACCUGUCAGUUUCAUUUUUUGCCAGUAUUGAAUUAUGGGGAAAAAGUUAGCAAUGAUGAUAAAUGAUUUUGGGAUUUAAAA
Molecule: messenger RNA, 1264 nt
Organism: Cheilinus undulatus (humphead wrasse)
Lineage: Eukaryota; Metazoa; Chordata; Actinopteri; Labriformes; Labridae
Gene: emp3a
Product: epithelial membrane protein 3a
Exons: 5
Coding region: 159-656 (165 amino acids)
Cellular component (GO): plasma membrane
Source: RefSeq, a predicted model, not a curated record